Molecule: messenger RNA, 5317 nt
Organism: Acipenser ruthenus (sterlet)
Lineage: Eukaryota; Metazoa; Chordata; Actinopteri; Acipenseriformes; Acipenseridae
Gene: trappc9
Product: trafficking protein particle complex subunit 9
Exons: 24
Coding region: 157-3606 (1149 amino acids)
Cellular component (GO): trans-Golgi network
Source: RefSeq, a predicted model, not a curated record
CGCUUCAAAAUACAAGCAACGUCGGCUGAUUUAGUCAAGGGUUGGUAGGACAUCGGAAGCAGGAAGUUGGCGCGUCCGAAGGAAAACAUUAAGCUGUCAGAAUCUUAACGUGAAAAUACACACGGAGCGAGCUUGUAUAUUGUGGUUCAGUGGAGAAUGAGUGUUCCUGACUAUAUGCAGUGUGCCGAUGAUCACCAGACUCUUCUGGUGGUGGUACAGCCGGUGGGGAUCGUCCCGGAGGACCAGUUCUUCCGGAUCUACAAGAGGAUUGCUUCGGUCAGCCAGAUCAGCAUCCGCGAUUCCCAGAGGGUCCUCUUCAUCCGCUACCGACACCACUACCCUCCGGAGAACAACGACUGGGGGGACUUCCAGACUCACCGCAAAGUGGUGGGGCUGAUCGCGGUGACUGAGUGUGUCUCGGCCAAGGAGUGGCCCCAGACCUCCGACCGCUUCCAUGACCACAAGGAGGUGUACGGCUCCACGCUGUAUGACUCGCGGCUGCUGGUGUACGGGCUGCAGGGGGAGGUCGCGGAACAGGUCCGCACUGACGUCGCCUUCUACCCCAGCUACGACGAGUGCGAGGAUGUGGAGAGGAGAGUGGAGGACUUCAUCGAGUCGCUCUUCAUCGUUCUGGAGUCCAAGCGCCUGGACAGGGCUACCGACAAGUCGGGGGACAAGAUCCCUCUGCUGUGCAUUCCCUUCGAGAAGAAGGAUUUUGUUGGGCUGGAUACUGAUAGCAGGCACUAUAAGAAGCGCUGCCAGGGCAGGAUGAGGAAGCACGUGGGGGACCUGUGCUUGCAGGCAGGGAUGUUGCAGGAUGCCCUGGUUCAUUAUCACAUGGCAGUGGAGCUGCUGCGCUCAGUCAAUGAUUUCUUAUGGCUUGGAGCUGCCCUGGAGGGACUCUGCUCCGCCUCAGUCAUCUACCACUAUCCAGGGGGCACUGCUGGCAAAUCAGCAGCCCGUAAACCCAGCAUCUCUGUCCCUGCUGACGCUGGCAAGCGACACCGACCAGGGGCGCAGGAGCUUCUCAUUGACCCAGGUGCUCUAACCACUAAUGGCAUCAGCGCGGACACCAGCAGUGAGAUCGGGAGAGCCAAGAACUGCCUGAGCCCCGAGGACAUCAUAGAGAAGUACAAGGAAGCCAUCUCUUACUACGGCAAGUAUAAGAAUGCUGGUGUGAUUGAGCUGGAAGCCUGUGUGAAGGCUGUCAGAGUGCUGGCUAUCCAGAAGAGGGCCAUGGAAGCAUCAGAGUUCCUGCAGAAUGCAGUCUACAUCAACCUGGGUCAGCUGUCGGAGGAGGAGAAGAUCCAGCGCUACAGCAUCCUGUCUGAACUGUACCACCUGAUUGGUUUCCAGCGCAAGUCUGCCUUCUUCAAGCGCGUGGCGGCCAUGCAGUGUGUAGCUCCCAGCAUCCCGGAGCCUGGCUGGAGAGCCUGCUACAAGCUGCUGCUGGAGACCCUGCCUGGGUACAGUCUGUCUCUGGACCCGCAACACUUCAGCCAAGGCACUCACAGAGGCUGGGCGGCUGUGCAGAUGCGACUGCUCCAUGAACUUGUCUACGCUUCCAGACGAAUGGGAAACCCAGGGCUGUCUGUGCGCCACCUCUCCUUCCUGCUGCAGACCAUGCUCGACUUCCUGUCUGACCAAGAGAAGAAGGAAGUAACCCAGAGCCUGGAGAACUAUACCUCCAAGUGUCCCGGCAGCAUGGAGGUCAUUACACUCUCUGACGGCCUCAAGCUGCUUCCAGUGGCCUUCACCAAACUCCCUAUCGUCAGGUCAGUGAAGCUCUUGAAUCUGCCAGUGACCCUGCGGCCACGCAAGGUGAAGAGCCUGCUAGGGCAGAGCAUGGCUGUCAAGAGCCCCUUCAUUUACUCCCCUAUCACUGUGCACCACCGUGGGGAUGAGCGCUCAAAGAAAAUAGAUUUCCAGUGGGUCCAAGGAGAUGUCUGUGAGGUCCAGCUGAUGGUCUAUAACCCCAUGCCUUUUGAACUACGGGUGGAGAAUAUGGGUCUUCUGACUUCGGGAGUUGAGUUUGAGUCUCUGCCUGCUGCCCUCUCACUACCAGCUGAGUCUGGCCUGUAUCCUGUCACGCUGGUUGGAGUUCCACGGACCGCAGGCAGCAUUACAGUCAAUGGCUACCACACAUCAGUGUUUGGGGUUACAAGUGACUGCCUUCUAGAAAGCCUGCCUGGAGUGAAGACCAGUGGCUGCACAGUGGAGGUGGUUCCUGCUCUUCCUCGACUCCAGCUGAACACUUCCCUCCCACGCUCUGCCCACAUGCUGCUGCCAGCCUCGGGGGAAGAGGUCUCCACCAGCGUGUCUGUCCAGCUCUUCAAUGGAGAGACACGGCAGCUGAUGAUCAGACUGGAGAACAUUGGAGCAGAGCCCCUCGAGACCUUGGAGCUCACCUCCAAGACUGUCCAUACAAAAGAGAAGCUGUUUGGCGAGUUCCUCAGCUGGAGCCUGGAAGACACACUGUCUCAGUUUCCACUGAAGCCGGGUCAGGUGGCCACUUUAACCGUGAACAUCAAGGUGAAGCUGGACUUCUCUGGCCAGGAGAACCUGCUGCAGGACCUGAACGACGAUGGAAUCAGUGUGACAGGACUGCCCAUCUCCAGCCCCCUCAGGCAGGUCCUGAAACCCAGAGCGGAGAGCAAGGCUGGGAACCCUCCUGAGUCCAGCAAGGGCGGAGAGUAUAACCCUGUCAAGACUCUUGAAGCGAUCCUGAACUUCAAGUACUCUGGGGGACCGGGCCACACUGAGGGCUAUUACAGGGACCUGUCUCUGGGUCUGCAUGUGGACGUGGAGCCCUCUGUGUUCUUCACACGCGUCAGCACCCUCCCUGCAACCAGCACCCGGCAGUGCCACCUUCUCCUGGAUGUCUUCAACUCUACGGAGCAUGAGCUCGCUGUCAGCGCCAAGAACAACGAGGACCUGGUCCUGCAUGCUGGAGAGUGCCAGAGAAUGGCCAUUCAGGUGAACAAGUUUGAUUUUGAGGAUCUCCCAGAACCCCAGGAUGACAGAGGCCAGUUCACCAGCCUGAAGCAGCUGGAGGAGGAGAGGCAGCAGGCCAGGGGAUACGAGAUCAACAGCAAACUGGACAUCUGCUGGGAAAUCCCAUCUCUGAAGCGACAGGGGGAAGCCAGUGUGGAGGGGGUGCUGAACCAGCUGGUCCUGGAACAUCUGCAGCUGGCACCUUUACAGUGGGACGUGCUGGUUAAUGGGCAGCCCUGUGACUGUGACAUUGUGGCUGAAUGUGAAGUUGGUGAUCUCGUGCCCCUGGAAGUCAAGCUGACCAAUCGGAGUAAGCAUGCUGUGGGUCCCUUCGCCCUGACUGUCAUCCCCUUCCAGGACUACCAGAACGGGGUCCACAACUACGAGCUCCAGGACGUUGUCACCUUUGUGGGCUCCAACACCUUCUACAUCGACUCGGUAAAUCCCACUGAGAAUUGUGUCUGUGAUGGUGCCCUCCUCUUCCUUUACACCGGCGAUUUCUACCUGAACAUCAAGUUCCACGAUGACAGCUCCAGCCGGGAGCUGCCUCUGGACUGGUUCUGCCUGCCCAGUGUCCACAUUAAAGCCCUGGAGCCAGCGCUUCCACAUUAAAGCCCUGGAGCCAGCGCUUCCACAUUAAAGCCCUGGAGCCAGCGCUUCCACAUUAAAGCCCUGGAGCCAGCGCUUCCACAUUAAAGCCCUGGAGCCAGCGCUUCCACAUUAAAGCCCUGGAGCCAGCGCUUCCACAUUAAAGCCCUGGAGCCAGCGCUUCCACCUUAAAGCCCUGGAGCCAGUGCUUCAAACGAUGCUGUAAACCAUCCCUCAUUGUUUUCUCUUCCCCAUCAGACUCAUGUAUUCGCUUUCUGCAGUUACUGUUGGGAGAUGUGCUUUGGAUAAGCUUGGUCCUGCAGUUACACCCAGACCCAAGUGAUGCAAGGUCAGCAGCGAUAGAGCACCACAGGGAGUGGUUUGACCUCUGCAUGCUGUUUGACAUCAUCUGUUGGUAGUAUUGUUCAUAUUUAAUUUUGAAAUUAAAGUUUAUUAUUCUUAAGGGUUAUUACAAUAAAUUAUUUCUGGCUGCUAGAAUACUCAUUUCUACUAGAUGUGUGUGUGUGGGGGGGGGGGGGGGGGGUAAUUGACCUUUAUUGUAUAGCGCCUUGUAUAAUAUUCUAUAUAUAUAUAUAAACACAGGCACAAGCAUGCUGUAUAAACAAAUGUAUGCCAAAUCCACCAGACCUGCAGUUUGGUUAUUUUAUCUAGAGUGUGUUUAAGAAAACAGUUUGUGGAAGCAAUUCAAGAAUAGUGUGAGAUUGUACGACUGCGUUAUUUAUGAAGGGAGGCAUACUCUAGGGCAGUAAAAGGUGUUGGAGGAGGAGCUAUUGAAGAGACACUUUGCUAAUAACUUGCAAUAUAUUUGCUCUUCCAUGAGUACAGUUAAAUCAUUAGUUCCAAAUGUAAUGUCCACUGUGAUAAACUGUAAAAGUAAUGUUGAAUAUAUUGUACAAGAGAUGACAGCCUGGAAAUGAAUUUACUGUUUAUGUGCACUUGUGACUGUCUGAUUCCAGUCAUGCAGAAUGAGGACAUGGUAUUUCAGGUUCAGGGAGCACUGACUACAGUAUAUAGAUUCCGCUCCUGUUUGCAUACCAGCUGACACACUGAGGUCAUUUCUUUCUCUUACCUGAGUCAAAGGUGUGUCCUGCCCUGCCUCCUUCUUUAAAAAAAAAUAUUACCAUAGAACACUCUAGUAUUUUUUCUAUAUUGGAGAGUUCUAUGUUAAUGUUUAACCAAAAUACCAUGACAGUAUUUUCAUUGACUGUGUCCAUGGUGUUUAGAUGUUCCACAAACAACAUACAGGAAUCUGCUUCAUUGUUUGGGAAUUAAGACAAUAAAAAGCCCCUCUGUUUGCCUUGUGAACGUCAGUCGGCUCAGGGAGGGUGUAUACUGAUAUGCUGUACUGUCUGGUGAUAUGUAAUAGGUGAUUUGAACGGGGGCUGGUCAUUUCUGGAACACUGUACUGUGUCUGUAGCAACCUUGACUGUUUGAUUUUUGAGUGUUUAGUAACGUUUGUCAUACGUUGACGUCUUAAGAUAAAAAUGCUCAUUUACAAGUUAUUAAUACCAAUAUUCUUCUGUGUUGAGGAGCAUGGGCUGUUCCUCUGGGAUGCCUGUUGAAGGUGUUGUAUAUUUCAAAGGGGACAGGAUUGGGGUGUAGUUGCUCCUCCCAUCCUGUAUUCAUGCUAGCCUUUAUUGUGUGUUACUUUCCAUUGUUCCUAUUACACUUCAGCACUCUUUUAUGUGAUUAAUAAAACCUUGAGUUGUUGGCA